AUCAUAAUUGGGACCAGUUUUGCUGUGGGGGCAAGUAGACAUGGCUUGGCUGGAGGAUGAUGACUCUGUUCAAGUUUCAUGUGAACUCGCUGUCCGGGACAUCUCUGUUCCUUUUAAGCAAGAUGUCCCGUUGAGAGCAAUAGAAUAUGAUUUUGGGUGGCUAAGUGGUGAAGAUGGGUCAGUCCACCAAAAUAAUGCCUCCAUGAUUGAGAUGUUGAUCUUGUAACUAUUGUGAGCAAAAUUCCUCUAGGACCACCUUCCUACUCGUGUGUGUGGGUCUACCACCUCCACCUAACUGUUAAAAACUCUAAUUCCCAUCUUAAACCCUUGCCCACAUCGUGUCUCAUCACCCCACUUUCAGUACCGCCCUGGAAUCGAAAUCCAAC
Rubroshorea leprosula is the source of this 386-nucleotide messenger RNA. The record is from the annotation of a GenBank genome assembly. Lineage: Eukaryota; Viridiplantae; Streptophyta; Magnoliopsida; Malvales; Dipterocarpaceae.